This is a messenger RNA of Euleptes europaea (tarantolino), 2286 nucleotides long. RefSeq names its product centrosomal protein 68 (gene CEP68). The transcript has 6 exons. Lineage: Eukaryota; Metazoa; Chordata; Lepidosauria; Squamata; Sphaerodactylidae. Bases 1 to 2286 code for a protein of 761 amino acids. The record is from RefSeq and is a predicted model, not a curated record.
AUGGUGUUGGAUUCAGAAAAAUCUCCUUUUGAUGCUCGGUUGAGCGCCAAAGCCAAGGGCUGUGGUAGGUGGAACUACAGUGGGAUCGAGAGGGAGUAUCCCAAGUCAGUGUGGAAGGUUCGUCAGUUCUCUGACGCGGCAGAUGAAAAACCCUCGCCUCAAGGAACUGAGGCCGAAGAGCCCAUAGCUGUAGAAGGAGCCGGUUGUGCAGUUCCCGCCCUUUCCCAGAAGAAUCCAAACCACCAUAAAGUGUCUUUAAUGCCUUCUAACAGGUUUUGCGAGAGAAAAGCAAAAUACGUGGUGAGGAAGCCGCUAGUCGGCAAGACCGCUUGCAAAGAUGAUGUACGUCCUCGUUUGAGCAGACUCGGUUUAUACCCCGAAGACCAGCAGAUAAAAACAGCGGAGUGCUCAAAUUCUGCUUGGCUGCUUCGAGGUGUGUCAGAACCCCGCGCGGUUCUUCCAAGCUCCACCAUGGAUUCUAAACAUCACAGCACCUCCGUUGAUUCCCUCCACUGCCUUGAGGCUGACUGUAAGAGCCAGACAGCAUUCACAUAUUCGUCCACUCCAAAACCUUUGCCUGGUAAAAGAGCUUCUCUUUCGGAUGCCUCAAUGCCGUUAUUUCCUACGACUCGCCUUUCUCCCGAACUUUCCGAGGACAGUGAUUUUGAGCAGCACGAAUGGACAAGGUCGAAAAGCUUCUCGGCUUCUGGGGCUCUUCCAUCCUUUGAAGCAUUUACCUCUCAGUGUCUGCACAGACUGUCUGACCCCAAAGAAACCUCCAUGGCAGGCAUACGCAAGCGAAUUUCUGUGAAUGGGUGUUCAGCAGCUGGACAAGUAAGGAAUAUGUCCCCCUUCCAGGCGGAUUACUGGGCGUGUGCCAUCCCCGAUUCCCUUCCGCCAUCCCCAGACCGCCAAUCCCCCCACUGGAACCCCAAUAAAGAAUACGAGGACUUGCUUGAUUAUACCUAUCCCAUCAGGCCAAAAUACAAACUUGCCAAGACCCUCAAGUACGGGAUGCGUGAUUCCUCCAUCCACGAUUCGGGGAUUGACCUCGACAGCCUUCCCAUUUCACCAGAGAGUACCUUGAACUCCACGAGUGUGCCAGGUCAAGAGCAUCAAACUACAGGGAUCCAGACUGCACAGAAAUUUCGGAGCCUUUCGAAAAAGACCGAAUGUUCAGCUCCAGUGUCUUACUCUGGACUUUCGCCAAUUGGGAAAGUAUCCUUUGCAGAUGGCGGUCCUUCAGUUGAUAGAACCAUUUUUUCUAGAGAGCCAGCACAAGCGUUGCCUCUUAGAAACGCAGGACCUGGUUCAUCUGAUUCAACCAACAUAGAGAAGCAACGUUGGCAAGCGAGAGAACAUAACUGUAUUACAAGGGACACUGGCAAACACGACUGCAACUUAAGGAGAGUUGCUACCGGUGGCUUCAUACGUUCCACAAGAAUGUUGCCAUUACAGAACGAAUGUGGUAGCGACGAGGAGUACCUCCCCCUUCCGCCACGACUCAAGGAAUUAGAGAGAUUGGCUCAGCAGCUGACGGAUCUCUCGCUCACGAUAAGGAAACCCGUGCAUGGCCACUUAGAAGAUGCUUUCGCGUCCAUCGGGGUGAAUGGAGAGCACCUUCCUCUGGAGGUUCACGGAGGUGACGGGAGCCAGUGGGAAAUAGACUGCGAUUCUUGUCGUGCGGGGAGCUCUCAGGAAUGCAGCGAGGAAGACCUGCUGAGCAACCAAGGCUAUGAGGAUUGUGUAAACACGCACAAAGAUACUGCUAACGCUGACACAAGGGAUUUUGUGGAGACAGACUGCUUCAAGACUGGAAGUGAGCAUCAGAAGGAAGGGGAGGACCAUCAUGAAGAUUCUCUUGCACAGCGUAUAAAGAUAUUUUGCUGUCGACUAGAAGAGCUGAUCCGUUGGCUGCGCAAGAUAGCGGAAAUUACUGACAACUGGAUGCCGCCCAAGCCAGAUGUUGAAAGUGUGAAGGCGUCAUUACAAAGUUACCUGGCGUUGAAAAAGGACUUAGCCAGCCACCAAGCGCUGACAGAAGGGGUCUUGCAAGAUGGGGAAAGGCUCCUUCGAAAUAUGGCAUCCAGUUCACCCGUUCUGCAGCGAACCCUCGCUUUGAUCUCGAAACAAUCCUGCGAGCUUGAAAGCAACGCCGACCUCUUCUACCAGUCGAUCCUGGGAGCGCUGGACACGUUGGAUGCCGGCUUGAGUGAGAGCCGCGACACUCUGCAGCCGGCCGGCCCAACCGAGGCGUCGAAAUGGUUAAUGUCAGCCACGCGUUAA